UCCAAUUUAUAAAGCUUAUAUCAAUCAAGUAUUUACUUAUAUCACUCAUAGUAGAGUACUCAGAAGAGAGGUUAUUGCUCGAGAAUUUUUUUCAAAAAAAUUUCCUCUAAACAAAGCUGUAAAAUAUAAAAAACUUUCUGAAAAUGAAUUGCAAUUAUUGGAUAGUGAGAUAAUUCAGCAAUCUAAGUAG
Messenger RNA from Scutellospora calospora, 190 nucleotides. NCBI's taxonomy places the organism in Eukaryota, Fungi, Glomeromycota, Glomeromycetes, Diversisporales, Gigasporaceae. The record is from the annotation of a GenBank genome assembly.